This is a messenger RNA of Seminavis robusta, 1035 nucleotides long. The record is from the annotation of a GenBank genome assembly. NCBI's taxonomy places the organism in Eukaryota, Bacillariophyta, Bacillariophyceae, Naviculales, Naviculaceae.
AUGUCAGCAGAGGAAGAAACCAAAAAAGAAGGCGGGGAUGAUGCACCAGUUGUUUCUGCCACAGCUGCUCUGCUGGGUCCUGAAGAGAAUGGGGGGUUUCGCCUCUACUUGAACGAUGAUCGCAAGAAUCUGGAUUGUCGUUUCUACGAAAACCAAUUCCCGGAAAUUGAGAGUGUGGUGAUGGUCAAUGUGCGUUCCAUUGCCGACAUGGGUGCCUAUGUCAGUCUGCUGGAAUACAACAACAUCGAGGGAAUGAUCCUGUUGAGUGAACUGUCACGUCGUCGUAUUCGAUCCAUUCACAGACUCAUCCGAGUCAAUCGUAAUGAAGUUGUCAUGGUUUUGCGUGUUGACAAGGACAAGGGAUACAUUGACUUGUCCAAACGUCGAGUCAGUCCCGAAGAUGUUGCUGCUUGUGAAGAGCGCUUCAACAAGGCCAAAGCAGUUCAUGGUGUCUUUCGACAUGUCUGUGAACGAAGAAAGUUCUACUUGGAAGACAUCUAUGAACGAAUUGGAUGGCCACUCUACAAGAAAUACGGACAUGCCUAUGAUGCCUUUCGUUUAGCCAUUUCGGAUGAAAAGAAUGCGGUGGAUCCCUUCACCGAUAUUGAUGUCCCACAGGAUCUCAAGGAUGAAAUCAAAACGUACAUUUUGCGACGAUUGGCACCUCAACCCAUCAAAAUCCGAUCGGAUAUUGAAGUCAGCUGCUUUACCUACGAAGGGAUUGAUGCCAUUCGCGAUGCCCUAUUUGCGGGCAUGGAGGUGGGAACUGACAAUUCGCAAAUCAAAAUCAAACUGAUCGCACCUCCUAUCUAUGUCAUGUCGACAACCACACUGGAAAAAGAAGUUGGAAUUGCUCUGCUCAACUCGGCGAUUGAUGUCAUUCGUGGAAAGAUUUCAGAAAAGGGAGGUAAAAUUGAUGUCAAAAUGGCACCCAAGGCUGUCAGUAUCAAGGAAGAAACAGAAUUGGCAGCUAUGAUGGAACGAAUGGCACUCGAAAAUGAAGAAGUAGAUGGUGAUGCACCAGAGGAUGAGUAA